Molecule: messenger RNA, 1717 nt
Organism: Aspergillus homomorphus CBS 101889
Lineage: Eukaryota; Fungi; Ascomycota; Eurotiomycetes; Eurotiales; Aspergillaceae
Product: cytochrome P450
Exons: 3
Coding region: 49-1590 (513 amino acids)
Molecular function (GO): iron ion binding; oxidoreductase activity, acting on paired donors, with incorporation or reduction of molecular oxygen; heme binding
Source: RefSeq, a predicted model, not a curated record
ACAAGAUUGACACUCAUCGAGAACAUUGCACAAUCGCCAAAGGUAAUUAUGUCUUCAAGCGUCGAACACAUUUGCCUUAUCGGAGCCUUCUUUGGGGCUCUUUGGCUCUUGUACAAAUUUCUCUUACCAGGAACUCUUCUAUGGAAACUCGUGGGGACCGGCCGCAAGUUGCCCCCUGGGCCGCCGGGACUGCCGGUGUUCGGCAAUAUGUUUCAAUUCACAAAGGCUCGCGAUGCGGGAUUAUGGGCCCCCUUUCUCGCAUCUCUCCGUAAAUAUGGAGCCAUGACCACGUUACGCAUGGGUUCCCAGACCUGGGUGGUGCUCAACGAACCCCAGGUGGUCACCGACCUCAUCAACAAACAUGGAAAGAUCACUAACGAGCGCCCGGAGAUGCCCAUCGCCAGCGACUUGGUGAGUCAUGGCUUACGGACUGUCCUCCGUCCUACAGCAUCGUGGACGGAGGGGCGACGGGUGAUGCACCAUCUGCUCAGCGGAUCUGUAUUGCGCAUUUAUGGCAACUGGCAAGAGAUCGAGUCGCUGCAGAUGCUUUCCGCAUAUGUUCGUGAGCCGACGCGGUGGUAUGCGCAUCACUAUCGCUAUUCCAUCGCGGUGCUGUACCGACUCGUCAUGGGCGAGAACCUUGAUAAGACCCAGUCCGAACUGGAUGACUACCAGCAGGUCACGAUGGAGUUUACCUUGAGCCUGCUCUGCAGCUUCGUCGACUACUUCCCCAUAUUGAGCCGCUUAGUACCCACUCCAUUGCAGUGGUGGCGGCACUUUUGGGUGAAGAUGGGGGACUUUCACCACCGAGUCUUCAAGGCCUGGUGGGAUCCUAUCCGGACUGCAGUGCAAGAAGGCACCGCCAAACCCGGGUUUGUUCGAGAUACUCUCCUCCACCCGGAGAUGAGGUAUAAGGGUACGGAAGAGGAAGCCAUGUACCUCGCCAACUCAGUCAUUGCAGCUGGCAGCGACAAUACUCGGAUGACGCUUAACACUUUCAUCAUGGCCAUGAUCAGCCAUCCGGAGACAAUGGCCCGGGCUCGUAAAGAGAUGGACGCUAUCUGCGUGGGCGAAAACGGUGCUCUGCGUCUGCCUGGCAUGGCCGACUUUGACCAGCUGCCCUACCUCGCUGCAAUAGUGAAGGAAGUCCUCCGCUGGCGACCCACCACGCCCGUCACCCCGCAGCAUCAGCUUACCGAGGAUCUCGCAUAUGAGGGCUAUCGUUUCCCAAAGGGGACCUGCUUUGUCAUUAACGAGAUUGCGCUGAGCCAGCAAUGCGAGGAACCUGAUUGCUUCGACCCGUCGCGGUGGCUCGACGGGAAUGAGAGAAAUAUCACCCAUGGUUUGUGGGCAUUCGGUGGUGGGCGUCGCAUAUGUGUCGGAUAUAGGGUGGCGCAACAAGCCUUGUAUAUUGCCAUGGCGAGAAUCAUAUAUUGCUUCGACUUGAGCUCGGAUGGGAGCGUCGAUACACGCAAACUCAACCACUUCUGCCUUGACAAGCAACCUUUCCCGGUUAAGGUGACUGUGCGCAGCCCCGAGCACGAGCGUCUCAUUCAGCAAGAAGCAGCUAAGGCGGGCAAUGUGUUUUGAUGGCGGAACUGGUGGACUCUGUCCCUUGACAUGGGGUGAAACGGUCUGUAUGCUGUUGUAAAAAAUCAAGAUUUCUUCUUGGUUCACUAUUAGCUCAGUCUGAUAUCAAUAUACCCCAGAUAAGCAC